Drosophila santomea is the source of this 3062-nucleotide messenger RNA. RefSeq lists its product as uncharacterized. The record is from RefSeq and is a predicted model, not a curated record. Lineage: Eukaryota; Metazoa; Arthropoda; Insecta; Diptera; Drosophilidae. The coding region runs from base 734 to 3055 and encodes 773 amino acids. The transcript is spliced from 5 exons. Gene Ontology annotation, molecular function: RNA polymerase II cis-regulatory region sequence-specific DNA binding; DNA-binding transcription factor activity, RNA polymerase II-specific; SMAD binding. Gene Ontology annotation, biological process: negative regulation of BMP signaling pathway; negative regulation of transcription by RNA polymerase II. Gene Ontology annotation, cellular component: transcription regulator complex; nucleus.
GAGUAUUUGGUUCUUAGGACUUCACAAGCUGGUACCGGAAUCGGUUUCUCACUCCUGCUGCUUUCUUUGAACGAUGCCAAUACCAACGAAUAUGGUGUUUCAUAUUCAGUUUUCGCACCUUUUUCGUGUAACAAUAAUCUAGUCCUCAGACUAUGCCAUGUGUUAAAUUGUUUAAUGAAAAUCGAGUGUUUACAUUCAGUUAUCUAACUAUAAGAUGAAACUUCAAUAAUCAGAAUGAUUAAGUAUUUAAAAAAAGUACACAUUCCAAAAUAUAUUAUAACAGUGGAAACAUAUUUUAAAACAAACAAAUUAAUAGUUUUUUAAACAAAUAGGAACUUAGGUUAAUAAAGCGAUAUGAAUCUAAUCGCAACUUGAACGUAACCUAACAAGUGUUAUCCCAAAACAAAGAAAUACAUCAAAUCAAACAAUAUUAUGAAUAUUAUAUAUUUAUGUAUAUAUAUAUAGUUCGUAUUAAUACAAAAAAUGUCGGUAACAACAGCGGUAGUGCUCAACUUUGUAAAAUAAUGCUUAAGCGACUUUUAGUAAAGUGACGUCGGUAAGUGACCAUACAAAUAAUUGUAAACGAUGCAACAACAUUUGAAUACCCCUUACUUUAGACUAUAGGAGUAUACAAAGGUAUAAGGAUUACGCGAACAAAUGUUAUAAAUGCCAAGGUCUGUCUGGCGCCCACAUCAUUAAGGGAAUCUUCAAUGCGUAAAUGCAGCUUUUUUAAAUGGCUUUAAAUAAAAGUGUUCAAAUGACUUCCCUAUCGGUGGCUCACUUUGAUGGGAUGGAAAACUGCCAAGCGCCUCAAAGGUCAAAUCACGUUAGCUCCGUUUUGCUGUACGGAGUGCAGAUUGUAUCCUUGCACAUUGAAGGUCAAGAGCGCCUUUGUUUGGCGCAAAUCUCAAAUACAUUAUUAAAACAAUUCAGUUAUAACGAGAUACAUAACAGGAGAGUUGCUCUUGGCAUUACUUGUGUACAAUGUACACCCGUGCAAUUGGAAAUAUUGAGAAGAGCUGGCGCAAUGCCAGUAAGUUCACGACGAUGUGGCAUGAUAACCCGCAGAGAAGCGGAGCGUCUAUGCAAGAGUUUUUUGGGCGACAAUACACCUCCACGACUACCUGACGACUUCGCUUUCAACGUCCAACACAAAUGUGCUUGGGGCUGCCGCGGAUCCUUUCUACCCUCGCGUUACAACUCAUCAAGGGCUAAGUGCAUUAAGUGUUCAUAUUGCGGAAUGUUUUUCUCGCCAAAUAAAUUUAUUUUCCACUCACAUCGUAUAACAACUAAUGACAGGUACGUUCAGCCCGAUGCAGCGAAUUUUAAUUCCUGGCGUCGGCAUAUGUCUCUGAGUGGAAAUGACUACGAUGAAAAAAUAAUUCAUGCAUGGGAAGAUGUCAAAGCCAUGUUUAACGGCGGGACAAGAAAGCGACUUGUUGGUGGCAGCGCUAAUAAUCGAAAUCCUGGCUCACCGACGACAUCCACGGCGGUAAGUUCGGGAGUUGGCAGCAGUUCAUGUGGCUCACCAACGAAUUUGGAAAGAGAUGACAAGGAAAUCGACGGGGAAUCGGAGUCCAUGCUCCCACAACGCCCGAUAGACAGCCAGUACAAUUACGGUACUGUAGCUGCAGCCGCUGCAGUGGUUGGAGUAACGGCGGUAGCAGCUGCAACUGUUGGCGUUCCCUUUAACUUACAUGGCUCAACCGUCCUAUCACCUCUGCAUUCCCUUCGCAAUGAACGUGAUCUUUCUAUAAUGCCAAUUUCCAGAAACUUUGUAGUGGACUACAUGUGGCAGCAGAAGGACCAACAUUAUCAACAACCUUACUCAAGAAAAAUCCCCAGCGGCGACAACCGUGACUCAAGCCUGGACUUUGAUUCCUGUCCUCGGACUUGGGUUAGACCAGACACAAACAAUCCAUUCCCGAAUGCGAAUCCAGUUCGAACUUUGGAUAGUUGUUCUUUUAAUAUCAAAAACGAGUCCCAUUCAUCAAUUUAUGGUAUUAUUAAGAACCGUAAGCUCUCUGGAGUGGCAAACAAUGGGCUUAACCUGUCCGAUUAUAACAUUCCUUCCAUUCUUAAUUGCUCCGCGUUUAAACCAGUUGUCGCUUCGACUGCCAUCGUGUCAACUUCCUUGUACACAAGAUCUAAUGAUUCAAAACAAACUGACUGUGACAACCCAACACAAUCUACAAGAACUACAACGGUUUUAACGCGCGAUAGUAUUUCAGGCUCUUCCCACCAGAUAGUAGGACAUGAGACUUUUUCACCGAUUUUAGGAAAAAUUCAGUCUAAUCCGGAAAAGAAGUCAAUUGCUUCUCUUUUAGCAAACAGUGUAACAAGAAAUUCAGAUGAUAAUGAUGAUGACGACGAAGUUGUAGACAUCGAGACAACUGAAGAUGAAGGGAAAUUCGAAGUUCAACAGGCCUACGCCCCCAUAUCCGAAAGCGAAAGUACCAGCCGUUCUCCGUCUACAAGUACAAAUAUAGAUGUAGAGGCAGAAGUCGAUGUAGAUGUAGAUACCAUUACAACAGACUCUUCUGAGAACCAACUAGAGUUAAAUGGCGGCCGAAGCUCAACUGGGAACAGAAAUCAUUCCCUAUCAUGUUUCCAAACUGAGAAAAUAAAAAUGUCAGAUUUAUCUCCCAAAACAAAAGCGAGACUCGGCGAUAAUGAAGCUAAUACUUUAAAGGGUGCAAAAGGAAUUAAUGGACACUUAAAAAUUUUAACUCGACGAAAAAAAGACAAAAUCCAGAAGGAUCUUGGAAGUCUUUCAAAGAGAACCCUAGCAAAAUGUGUUAGGGAGAAAUCUCUUUUAAAAAACUUAGCAGCUAAUGAGCUAUCAUCAAGUUUGCAAAUUCAACAGCAAGUUGCCUUCCCAGUAUUUUUAAAAUCACACUUGCAUUCUUUUCGUCCACAAAAACCUCAGGAGGCGGUAUCCCUUAGCCCCAACUCUGUGGCGGAGUCCAAUAAAUGGAGGUAUCCAGUCGGCAACGUUGAACCAUUAUGUUGUUACCAAACGUCUGGAAAUAAAAAUUGUCUAGAAUUAAAGUAAUUUUUGA